AUGCUACUUGUGGUGGUCCGCGUGACGUUCUGCGUGGUGUCAAAACGUUUCCGCAAGAACUAUAUACACCGGUUUACAGCGACGAGGUCGCUGUUCUGGUAUUCGCCGUGGUCGCCUGUGAGGCGAGCAUGUGUCUACUUCUCUACAAAUCAGUACUUCGACUACUUCGUUAUGGCAACUAUACUGUUCAACUGUGUCUUCCUCGCCAUGUCGGAGACUGUCGAAGAAGCUGAGUACAUUUUCCUGGCGAUCUACACAGCAGAGAUGAUAAUUAAGUGCAUAGCUAAGGGAUUUAUAUUAAACAAAUACACGUACUUACGAAAUCCAUGGAAUUGGCUGGACUUUGUCGUCAUCACGUCAGGGUACGCCACUAUCGGUAUGGAGGUUGGCAACUUGGCUGGCCUGCGGACCUUUCGAGUGUUGAGGGCGUUGAAGACGGUUUCUAUUAUGCCAGGUCUAAAAACUAUCAUCAACGCACUCCUCCAUUCAUUCAAGCAACUGGCAGAAGUAAUGACGUUGACUAUCUUCUGCCUGAUGGUGUUCGCCCUCUUCGCGCUACAAGUUUACAUGGGGGAACUGAGAAAUAAAUGUGUGAAGAAUCUUGUCGUGCCCCUAGGGGAAAACUUCACUGAUGAGCUUUGGUCAGCAUGGAUUAAAGAACCAACAAACUGGAUGAUGACUGAAAACGAAGUGCCGAUCAUCUGCGGGAACUUGACAGGAGCCCGUCAUUGUCCCGCAGACUACACGUGCCUAUGUGUGGGACCAAAUCCCAACCAUGGUUACACGAACUUCGACAACUUCCUCUGGUCUAUGUUGACCACCUUCCAGCUUAUUACGCUUGAUUAUUGGGAGAAUGUUUAUAACAUGGUGCUGUCCUCGUGUGGUCCCAUGUCAGUAUCGUUCUUCACAGUGGUGGUAUUCUUCGGUUCGUUCUACCUCAUCAACCUAAUGCUCGCCGUAGUCGCCCUCAGCUAUGAGGAGGAGUCACAGAUUACUCAAGAAGAAAGAAAAAAAGACCUGAAUGAACAUCGUGACGACUCCACGUUCAGCUUCGAUCCAACGUCGUUGGCUGUUAGAACGCUUGCGAAGGAUUCCCGCAAGCGUAUCGACGCCCGGAAAGGGUUGCUACUUGCGUCAUACUCACGGAAAAGGACAAGAAGACGUAAACGUGGUAAAAGUGCUAUUCAUCACGCGGCUGCAGUUGCUACUGUGGCAGAGAGCGAUGCAAACCGGCGGUCGCAUUCGCGGUCGCGGUCGCGGUCCGUGAGCCCCAGUGCGUCACCCCCGCAGCCCGCGCCCGCGCCUCCACCUGCUCCUCACACCCUGCACCCAGACAAUGCAUUAGGUCGAGGGGCACUCAGCGCCGCUGGUCGGCAACUAAGUGACCACAGUAAUAACCGAGAGUCUUCAUUAGAUGACUCAGGGGUUGUGGAUGACCACGAUGAGGGGGAGCACACGUCGGAUGACCAAGCUUCUCAUCCACAUCCACACCCUAGAAGACAUCUGCAUCUAAUACACCCACCGCAUCAGCCGACACAGCCGCCGCAAAUACAAGUUGCGCAAGAGAGGAAAACAAUACAAGAGCCGAAAACUAAAACUCCGCCUAAACCCGCAAAGGCUGUGGAUAAACCAAAAAAAGCCGAGAGAUCUAUUCAAGAAAAGUAUCCACUGAACCCAGAUUACCUCAGCCAGAUCGUGGUUUUAGGGGCGGACUGGCCAUACAAGCGCGCACCCGACCUCCCGCAAGCGGAGACGACGAAAAUUAAUGAGCUCAGUAUAUUGGCAGCCACGCACAAAACUCAUAUGGGCAAUUUCGAGCAAAAUUGCACUUACUUCACAGAUGAACUGCUAGACAGGAAUUGUGAGUGCUGCGUCAAUUGCUGUAUAGAUUACGAUGGAUGGCUUCAGUGCCAGAACUGCUUGUAUGGAAUAGUGAAGGACCCAUUGUUCGAGUUGUUUAUAACAACUUGCAUUAUUCUCAAUACACUUUUCCUGGCUCUCGAGCAUCAUGGUAUGAGUGAGAAUGUUAGGCAGGCAUUAGAUAUAGGAAAUAAGGUGUUCACGUCGAUAUUUACUUUAGAAUGUAUAUUGAAAGUGAUGGCGAUGAGCAAGGAUUUCUUUGCUUGCGGCUGGAAUAUAUUUGACCUGAUCAUAGUGUCGGCAAGUCUGUUGGAUCUUAUAUUUGAGCUCGUUGAUGGUCUAUCCGUAUUGCGAGGACUGCGGUUGUUGCGAGUGUUAAAGUUAGCUCAAUCAUGGACUACAAUGAAAGUGUUAUUGAGUAUUAUAAUAUCGACAAUCGGUGCUCUUGGUAAUUUGACGUUCGUGUUAGUGAUAGUUAUAUACAUAUUUGCUGUUAUCGGCAUGCAACUCUUCUCUAAGUCAUACACGCCGGAUAAGUUUGACCCGGACCCCGUACCCAGGUGGAACUUCAACGAUUUCUUCCACUCGUUCAUGAUGAUAUUCCGGAUUCUGUGCGGAGAGUGGAUCGAGCCAUUGUGGGACUGUAUGCGUGCUGAGCAGGCCACCGGAGCAGAGAGUUGCUUCUUCAUUUUUUUGCCAGCACUCGUUAUGGGCAAUUUCAUGGUGCUCAACCUCUUUCUUGCCUUACUGCUCAAUAGCUUUAACAGUGAGGAACUUAAGAAUAAAAAAGAGGAAGUUGGUGAGGAUUCAAAAUUAGCUAAAAGUUUCGAUAGAAUACGUUCUAUAGUAAGAAAAAAAGGUUUCCUUAUAUCGAGAAGCAAAGAGACUGAAAAAAAAUCUAAGUUAGAAGAGCUAGUUAACGAAUUUAUGUUACAACAACGCGCUAUGAAAGAGAAAAAGGCAUCAAUAACGAGUGAAUCGAGGUAUUCAGCAUCUGUACAGGAGACCAUCUUGUUUCCUCACGACAAUAUAUAUAGCCGUAGUUAUCAAGAAGCGUUGAAUAGACCAAUAUCAGUAGGGACAGACUUCACUUACCCGCAUCUUUACCAAACGGGAAAUAGCUUUAAUCACGGUAGUCAAGAAACUUUAAAAGACGUUCGUGACUUGGCAACGGAACACAAGAUAACUAGCAUUAGAGAGGAUUCUAAAGAAAAUCUCGAGGACACGUCUCCAACAGAACAAAUUGUUGCCCAAAAAUUAUUAAACCAGAUGUCUUCAGGUUAUCAUACACAACCCUCUGAUUCGAGAGAUGAAAACGAGCACUACGAAAUGGCGCAACUAUCAAGUAAAACAACGCCUGAAAAAACAAGACGUCCGAGAGAAGAACCACCAAACACUUUAUGUGGAAGAAAAAACUCCAAGGGUCAAUAUGCUGAUGCAAUGGGUAAUUUUCCUGGAUUCGGGAAAAUGAAAGAGCCGAAAGUACCCCAGGACUGUUUUCCACGUCAAUGUUACGAUGCGAGUUCUUGUUGGGAUGCAUGUAUUCGAACAAAAUUGGGUCAACGAUGGAUGUUCAUUCGUACCUACAUACUUCGGUACGUAGAUACUCCUGCCUUCGAGUGGUUUGUCUUGGUGCUAAUCUUCGCGUCGAGUAUCACGCUGUGCUUUGAAGAUAUCCACCUCGAGAAGAAUAAGCCGCUAAAGAAGAUACUGUACUGGACAAACUUGGGGUUCUGUAUGAUUUUCGUCAUUGAAAUGUUCCUCAAGUGGAUAGCAUUGGGCUUCUUCAGAUACUUCACCAGUUUCUGGACUUUAUUAGAUUUUACCAUCGUAUUCGUUUCAGUUUUCAGUUUGUUGAUUGAAGAAAAUGAAAAUCUAAAAGUGUUAAGAUCGUUGAGAACAUUGCGUGCAUUGAGACCUUUGCGCGCGAUAUCGCGGUGGCAGGGCAUGCGUAUCGUAGUGAACGCUCUCAUGUACGCUAUACCUAGUAUCUUUAAUGUAUUGUUAGUUUGUUUAGUUUUUUGGUUAAUAUUUUCUAUUAUGGGAGUCCAGUUUUUUGGCGGAAAGUUCUACAAAUGCGUCGACGAUGAAGGAGAGUUGUUGCCUUUAGAGGUAGUUACUAAUAAAUGGGAGUGUUAUUAUAAUAACUUUACGUGGAUAAAUUCGAAAAUUUCAUUUGACCACGUUGGUAUAGCAUAUCUAGCGUUAUUUCAAGUCGCAACGUUUGAAGGAUGGAUGGAAGUGAUGGCUGAUGCGGUGGACGCUCGAGGAGUGGACCUACAGCCAGAGAGAGAAGCUAACCUCUACGCAUAUAUUUAUUUUGUAAUAUUUAUUGUUUGUGGUUCAUUCUUCACGCUUAAUCUGUUUAUAGGAGUUAUUAUAGACAAUUUUAAUAUGCUCAAGAAAAAGUAUGAAGGUGGAGUAUUAGAAAUGUUUUUAACAGAAAGUCAAAAGCAUUACUAUACAGCGAUGAAGAAACUUGGUAGAAAAAAGCCCCAAAAAGUAAUAAAAAGGCCUCGUAACCAGUUUUUAGCCAUGUUCUACGACCUAUCAAACUCGAGACGAUUCGAAAUUGCUAUUUUUGUUCUUAUCUUUUUGAACAUGCUUACUAUGGGAAUAGAACACUAUGAUCAGCCUCAUUCCGUAUUCUUUAUUUUAGAAGUCAGUAAUGCGUUUUUUACUACCGUAUUUGGUUUAGAGGCAAUAGUGAAAAUAAUAGGUCUUCGAUACCACUACUUUACUGUGCCGUGGAAUGUAUUCGAUUUCCUGUUAGUAUUAGCGUCAAUUCUUGGGAUAUUAAUGGAAGACAUCAUGAUAGACCUGCCGAUAUCACCUACAUUACUGCGAGUAGUUCGAGUUUUUCGAAUAGGGAGAAUUUUAAGACUGAUUAAAGCCGCUAAGGGUAUUAGAAAACUGCUGUUCGCUCUAGUAGUAUCUCUCCCGGCACUGUUCAACAUCGGAGCUUUGCUAGCGCUCAUCACUUUUAUUUAUGCUAUCAUUGGUAUGUCUGUUUUUGGGCACGUCAAGGAGCACGGUGCCCUCAAUGAUAUUGUCAACUUUCAAACCUUUGGAAGAAGUAUGCAAUUACUUUUCCGUUUGAUGACAUCAGCCGGGUGGAACGACGUUCUAGAAUCCUUAAUGAUUUCACCCCCCGAAUGUGAACUAGGGGAACAUGGCCAUAAUGGCAACUGCGGUAGUCCCCUUCUGGCAAUCACCUAUUUCACCUCUUUUAUCAUCAUCAGCUACAUGAUUGUCAUCAAUAUGUACAUAGCUAUUAUUCUGGAAAACUUCAACCAGGCCCACCAAGAGGAAGAGAUUGGUAUAGUCGAGGAUGAUCUUGAGAUGUUUUACAUUCGAUGGUCAAAGUACGAUCCACACGCAACUCAAUUCAUAAGUUUCGCUCAAUUAUCAGACUUCAUUGCUUCGUUAGACCCUCCGCUAGGCAUUUCAAAACCCAACACAGUGGCUUUAGUAAGUUUUAACCUGCCAAUCGCAAAAGGCAACAAAAUACACUGUUUAGACAUACUACACGCUCUCGUCAAACAUGUCUUGGGGCAUGUUGAAGAAACUGAGACAUUCAGACAACUUCAAGAGCAGAUGGAUAUUAAAUUUAAAAAGCAGUUCCCUACAAGAAAGGAACUUGAGAUAGUUUCCUCGACCAGAAUAUGGAAAAGAGAGGAUAAGGCAGCGAGAACUGUACAACGAGCAUGGAGGGAUUAUGUGAAGCGAAAGAAUCGCAGUCCUUCAAAUGAAGAAGAGAGCACGAAGUGGUCUCCAGGUGGGGGCUGGGGUGGUCGGCUUAGCGCGUUACUGCACGUUCGAAGAGGAUCACAUGCAUCCAGUCGAAAGUCUUCGCGAGCUUCUGAUGCAUCAGACGUCAGUGAGUUAGGAGGAGCCUGGUUAAAUUUACCAUUACUGUUAUUGCCGGGAGCCACACCUGGUGAACAGGCAAGCGGUUCAGAUACAGCGCCUCUCCGACGACGAUCCGCAUAUGGGCUGCCGAUCUUUCUACGACAUCAGGACGCGGUGGAUGAAGAGACUGGACCGAAACGCGCAGGUUCCCUUCGACUAAGCUCUCGGCGCAGUUCAACGCGGCGUAUGACCCCGCCCGCUCGUGCACGUACGCCAUCUCCUCAGCAACAAACACCAGUAACACCAACCGCAACAGAGGCCGUUCCUGAGCAAGCGACACAACCUAACAACAGUGCAGUGAGCAUACUUGUGACUGAAGCUUCGCCGGACGCUCCGCCCCCGCCUGCAGCUCCGCCGACUAUUGUUCGUGUUCUUGUGCAUCGGGAAUCCGAAGAACGACCCGACUCCCGCCCCAGCUGA
This is a messenger RNA of Arctia plantaginis, 6192 nucleotides long. NCBI's taxonomy places the organism in Eukaryota, Metazoa, Arthropoda, Insecta, Lepidoptera, Erebidae. The record is from the annotation of a GenBank genome assembly.